AUGAGUUCCACUCUCAAAGCAAUCCGUAACCUCUGGCAAAGCUCAUCACAGGAUCAACAGCAGCAGCAAAGAACGAGAACAGCCCGACACGCCGGGACCAAACCCAAGGGACGUCCAUCGCCACCUUCACAGGAAGGACAGAAGCUCGCCCGAGCCCGAGCGGUAGUCCGCGACGCUCCCCACGGCAGCAGCUGCCGCACCGCCACCCACCGCAAAAAGACCCGCACUCCUCACGGUUUCUCCGAGACGCGCGUCUGGAUGCUGAGCCGCAGCCUGUCGACGCGGAGGCGCGCCGAGGCCGAGCUGCAGAUGCGCAGGGACGAGGCCGAGUCGCGCCUGCUGGCCGACAAGAGGAGCUGGGCAUCGCCCGUUACGCUCAUCAACCUUGUCCUGACGAGCCGUUCCCGUCAUGGGGCUGCCGUCUCUUGUGGUGGAAACCUAAACGGCGGCACAGGUCGUCAUGACCACCCCCCUGCCGGACGCAUCCCCAGGAUCCCCUCCUUCCAGUGGGCCAGGGACGGCAGCUUCGGUUCAGCGGUGGCAGACGGGAUCAGGCUGUGCGGCACGUCGCUCCCCGCACCGGAAGACGACGACGACGAGGUGGAGAGGUACUUCCUGUCCCGAGGGAGAACCACCCGGGGACGCAAACCCCCGCAACAACUAUUCAAACCUCUCCCGCCUCUCCCCUCGAGCCCAACGACACCACCAUCCAUCGCCGUCGCCACCCCGCCCCCCGCCCACCUCGACGCCAUCGUCCCCUCGACCGCCGCCCGGCACUUGGCAGCCUACCUCUCGCUCCCGGCGUCGCUCGCGCCCGAGGACGUCGUGGACCACGUGCUGGCGCGCCCGAACCUCCGCGCGGCCGUCUCGCGGCUCCGCGCCGCCGACGCGGACCUGUUCAACAGCAUGCCGUGGGCCGAGAUCGUCGCCAGCAGCGGCGGCCGCGGCGCGUGGGGGGACGACGACCAUGACAGCUGCAGCGAUGGCACGCAUGGCCAGGCCCCGACCCCCUGCUGCUCCGCGACGCAGCAGGCCUGGGCGAGGUUGCACGCGCGCAACGCGGCCAACAAGCACCGGAGGCAGCAGGAAGUUGCCGUUGUCAUGGCCGGCAGCAGCAUAGAUCAGGAUCUUUUCCCGCUGGAGAGCCGGCGCGAUCAGAAGAGGCGGGUCGCGGCGCACAGCAAGGCGUGGCAGAGGGGGUCGCCGCGCGUAACGGGCCCCGCGGCGCUGUAUCGCGUGCACGACGGUGUCAGCUGCGCGUUGUCGUCGUCGUCAUCAGCGGCGGCGCCGGGACGGGAGGAGCUCGUCGACGACGUGUUGAGCUGGACUCGGCCUGGGAGGUCCAAGCUGCGCGAGGUUGUCGUGGUUGGGUGA
Molecule: messenger RNA, 1374 nt
Organism: Pyricularia grisea
Lineage: Eukaryota; Fungi; Ascomycota; Sordariomycetes; Magnaporthales; Pyriculariaceae
Exons: 1
Coding region: 1-1374 (457 amino acids)
Source: RefSeq, a predicted model, not a curated record